Messenger RNA from Platichthys flesus (European flounder), 2297 nucleotides. It is a transcript of the gene dusp11, whose product is annotated as dual specificity phosphatase 11 (RNA/RNP complex 1-interacting). Gene Ontology annotation, biological process: dephosphorylation. The record is from RefSeq and is a predicted model, not a curated record. Bases 252 to 1292 code for a protein of 346 amino acids. Gene Ontology annotation, molecular function: polynucleotide 5'-phosphatase activity; protein tyrosine/serine/threonine phosphatase activity. NCBI's taxonomy places the organism in Eukaryota, Metazoa, Chordata, Actinopteri, Pleuronectiformes, Pleuronectidae. The transcript is spliced from 9 exons.
UCUGUGUGUAUCUACGUCAUCAACGUGCGCCAGUAGCUGCAGUAAAUAGAUGGAACGUGACCGGUUCCAGUGAAACUUUUAACUUUAGACUUUUAUUAUAUUUGAUAGUUUUGGUGCGUUCGUGUUUUCCCGCGUGGUUCCCGGUAGACUACCGGGUGUGAGUGACGUGUGAGUGAGUGGCGCUGUGUGGAGCUGCACGUGCUGCCGGUCACAUCCUACUGGUUCUACUGGUUCACUCGUUCACAGGGAAGAUGCCACGAGGAGGUUUACCUGACAGGUGGUUGGAUUAUAGGUCUGUUGGGAAGCGACUGGUCGGGACGCGUUUCAUCGCCUUCAAGGUUCCUCUGAAGCAGGCUCUGAACCGCCCGCUCUCCCCCUCGGACGCGUUCGGCCCCUGGGACCUGAUGGAGAAGCUGAGGCUCGACCACCAGGAGCUCGGUCUGAUCAUCGAUCUGACUUACACCACCCGGUACUACACCCUGCAGGACAUGCCGAAUUGGCUGCUGUUAGUGAAGAUCUUCACACGUGGUCAUGAGAUUCCCAGUGACGCAACUAUCCUGAGCUUCAAGCGCACAGUUCGCAGGUUUCUACGAGAAAACGCAAACAACGACAAACUGAUCGGAGUCCACUGCACCCACGGCCUGAAUCGCACCGGCUACCUGAUCUGCAGGUAUCUGAUCGACGUGGAGGGGAUGGAUCCUGAACACGCCAUCCACUUGUUCAACUUGUCACGGGGUCACGAUAUAGAGAGAGAGAACUAUCUGAGCGAUCUGCAGUAUGGACCCAAGAGGAGUAACCGGGGGAUUGACGAGUUUGAGACGGAGCCGCAGAGGGGAGGAGCCACACAUCGACCAUGUGACGCGGCACCCGACUCUUACGACAGAGAGGACAGACGAGCCCCCGGUGGUGACUCCUGGGACUACAGAUCUUCUUCCAGAGGAUUAAGCCACCGCCCACAUCAUCGCCCCCCCCAAGACACCCCUAGGCCCGACUCGAGGUUCCGCCCACAGCAGAUCCACUCGCAGCCUCGUUAUCAUCAACAGACACGAGCCCCGCCCCCGCAACAUCAACAGACACGAGUCCCGCCCCCGCAACAUCGACAGACACGAGCCCCGCCCCCGCAACAUCGACGGACACCCCCUCCUCCCAGCCGUCAGUGGAGGGGACCCCCCCGCCGGGAGGAGAGCUGGUUACGACCCGACCAACCUGAUCCGCGGUGGAGACAGGGCCAGCAGCCUCGCCCCGCCUCCCGCUACGUCCCCCGCUGGAGCGACCAGACCAACAUGGACUGACCGGACACGCCCCCUGGUCUGAUCACAUGAUCACAGAACGUCUCAAACAGAUUUUUAUAUUUUCUCGCCGAAAUGACAACGUCUCAUUUGGGUCGUUGGAGUUUUCAUUUAUUCUUAAAAAAUUUGUUUUAGCUUAAAAUGUAUUUGAGAGGCUGCAGCUCAUUUACAUGUUGAGGUUUUUAAUUGUUUUUUAAAUUGGAAUUCAAGCUCACGUUCAGAAUUAACCGUUUCCUGCUCGGGCUCUCGUGCUGAUGUAGCAUGUUAGCUAACGAUGCUAAAGAGAAGAACACAACAAAUAAACUCCAACAGACGAACACAACCCGGGUUCACCAGCCCCCCCCCCCCCGAAACGCUGGAUAUUACCCAUGAUCCUCUGCUUCCUGAAUGAAUCCACCAAACUGUUCAGAAUUCUUCAUGUUUUUAAAGUUUCCUGGUUUUUAACGAGUUUUAACUGAUCGACAGUUCAGCUUCACUGUGAUUGGCUGCGGACCAGCGAUGUGAUUGGUUGAGAGUGUUCACUGCUGCUGCUUCGACGUGCUGAAGCUAACGAGGCUCCAUCAGCUCGGAUCUGUGCCUUCUUCAAACUGACCUGCAGUUAAAUGUCGGGCAGAAAAAAUUAUGAAACAGAUUUUUUUAUUUUUCGUCUAAUGCGAUUUUUCUAGGUUUGUAUUUAUCUGUAAUUAAGUCUGUGACUAACGCUCGUCUUCAUCGUUGAUUAUUGCUUCAGUGAAUCAAGGAAAAGUUACUGGAAUCGAACACGUGCACGUCGCCGGGUUCCACCCUCAGUUCAUGCUCAUAAAAGACGCAGCAGAUAUUUACACGUGGAACCAGAGAAAAGUUUUUCAGGCAAAACAAAAUCAAAUCAAGUUUUCUGUUGAUCGACUAGACGAUUAUAAAACUGAUGAUAUAAUAACUCAUCAUGGAAACUGAUGUUUGUAUAAAUGUCAGCAAAAAACAUUUGAAAGAUUGUUUGAGAUGGAACAUUUUGACAUAAAAAUUAUACCA